GCACGGAGCCUGCUAGCCCUGCGGACUCUAAUGAGACCUAUGAGUCCAUACAACACUUUGUGUGACCAUGAACAUGGCUUCUGUUUUAUUGGGCGUGUGUGGUGAUGGGAAUAGCCGUGGUGGUGACAAGAGGAUGGCCACAAGGGGACAACCACGGUGAUGACUGGGGAAUGGCCAUGGUGCUGACAAAGCUGUGAUGAUAACCAGGGGACAGCCACAGUGGAGACGAGUACAGUUGUGCUGGUAAUGAGAGGGUGGCCAUGGUGAGCACUGGAGGAUGGCCGUGGUCAUGACAAGGGGACAGUAGGGUGGGUGACCAAGGGGUGGCUACAGUGGUGACAAGAGGAUAGGCUUGAGAGGACAGCCGUAGAGGAGAAAAGGGAUGGCUGUGGAGAUGAAGGAGCAGCAGUGAUUCUGGCAUUACUGGGAGAAGCAGCUGUGGUGGCUGCUUAUGGUGGCCCUGCUGUGGGGACACUGAGGAGAUCACCAGCUUGAUGGUACCUGUCAGGCUUCAUCUGCCAAGGUGAUACUGCAGAUGCUGUGAGGCAUGGCCACUCCAUGCCACUGUCUCCAGCUGUGGCAUAGCAGGCAUGGGGUUGUCCCCAUGCUGCCAUGGGGACAGGCACAAUUCCUUACUGUGGUUGUGUCCCUGUGUGUCCAUGGUACUUGCUGACAUCCCUGUGCCACCACAGAUGGGCAAGUGUCACCUGUGUCCCCCAAAUCACUGGGUGACCCUGUGUCACCAGAGCUGGGACCUCUGUGUUGCCUUAGCAGCUCUGUCCCCCAUGUCCUCAUGUGACUGUGGCCUCCAUAUGCCCACAUUCCCCAUGUCCCUGUGUCACCAUAUCAGCUGUGCCCUCCAUGUCCCUUGUGUUCCUAUACUGCCUAUAUCCUUCAUGUCCCCCUACGUCCCCCAGCUCCCUGUGUUUCGUGUGCUCCCUGUGUACCAGUGUCCCUCUAGCCCCAUAUCAGCUGUGUUCCUGUGUCCCUCCAUCCCUCAUGUGCCAAUAUCCUGUGUAUUCUGUGUUCUGUAUUCCCUGUAUUCCCCUUGUCCUGUGUCCUCAAUCCUCCUGUGUCCCUGUACCAGCUCUGUACCCAGUGUCCCUGAUGUUCCUGUGUCCCCUGUGUUCCUAUAUCCCCUGUACCUGCUAUGUCCCUUGUGUCCCCCAUGUCCAGAAUAUGCAGCCACAUGUGUCCCCUGUCCUGUCCCCAGUGCAGUGGGGCUGGCCCAGGUCUGUGAGGACAGCCGGGGGGGCACACGAGUGGGACACAACUCCCGGGGCGGUGAAGGUGGCUCCGGGGGGCUCACGACCCUCCCUCGCCAAGUCCCGGUUCACCCCCAGCUCCGGGAGGGCAGGAGAAGGGGCUGCUCCGGGGAGACGGGAUUGUGAUGCCCCGAGACGGUUCCAGUGCUCUUCCUGGAAUAACAGUCCCGAUUCCCUUCCCAGGGAAGAGAUCCCGAUGCCGUUGCCGGGGGUGCAUUCCGGGGAUUACGUUCCCAGUCCCGUUUCUCACUCCCAAGGAUGAUGGAUUCCCUGUGCCAUUUUCAUGGGUAACACUCACAGUGUCUAUGGCCGGCGCCAAUCUCGGGAUACCGUUCCUGGAGUCCUGUCCCCGGUUCUGUUCCCGGGUAUAAUUUUGGGCGUGCCGUUCCUGGGAGUUCCAUUCCCAUGUCUCUAUUCCCGGCACCAUUCCCAUUCUCGAUGCCGAUUCCCGGUGCCGUUCUCAAGGGAAGCGUUCCCGGAGGCAAUGCUGGCUGCCGUUCCAGGGGGGUCUGUUCGUGAUCCGUUGCCCAUUCCCGCUCCCUGGGGUGAUGCCCCGUGUCGUUCCAAGGGUUCCGCUCCCGGUGCCCGUUCUGGGCGAUGCGCAGUGCCGCUCCCGGUGCUAUUCCCGUUGCCGGGGGCGAUGCCGGCGCUGUUCCCGGGGCGGGGGCAGGUGGCGGCAGGUGCGCGGAGGCCGGGCCGUUGCCGGGGGCGGGGCCGCGGCGCCGGUGCUCGCACCGGCCGAGCUGCCGCCGUUGCCGCCGCCGUUGCCGCCGCCAUGGCCGGUACCGGAGCCCAGUGGAUGCCGCUGGCGCUGUGUCUGGCCGUCACCGUAUCGCCGGGACGCACCGGGGAGCAGCUACACGUCUGCAAGGAGUCCGAGUACCACUAUGAGUACACAGCGUGUGACAGCUCAGGCUCACGCUGGAGGGUGGCUGUACCACACACACCUGGACUCUGCACUGGCCUGCCUGACCCUGUCAGAGGCACUGAGUGCUCAUUCUCCUGCAAGGCGGGCGAGUUCCUGGAGAUGCAGACACAGAUGUGUCGGCCCUGUGCUGCGGGCACUUACUCGCUGGGAACCGGUGUCCGCUUCGAUGAGUGGGACGAGGUGCCCCAUGGCUUUGCCAAUGUGGCCACCAACCUGGAGGUGGAUGACAGCUUUGGCGAUGUGGCAGAGAACUGCACAGCGUCAACGUGGGUGCCACUGGGGGACUACGUGGCCUCCAACACGGAUGAGUGCACAGCCACCCUCAUGUAUGCUGUGAGCCUCAAGCAGUCGGGGACUGUGACCUUCGAGUACAUCUACCCUGACAGCACCAUCGUCUUUGAAUUCUUCGUGCAGAACGACCAGUGCCAGCCCACGAUGGAGGAGUCCCGCUGGAUGCGGACGACAGAGAAGGGCUGGGAAUUCCACAGCGUGGAGCUGAGCCGCGGGAACAAUGUGCUGUACUGGCGGACCACCGCCUUCUCCGUCUGGUCCAAGGUGCCUAAACCGGUGCUGGUGAGGAACAUCGGCAUUACAGGGGUGGCUUUCACUUCCGAGUGCUUCCCCUGCAAGCCCGGCACCUUCGCCCCCGCCGCCGGCUCCACCGCCUGCCAGCCCUGUCCCGCCGACACCUUCUCCGGCAAAGGGGCCACCGCCUGCCAGCCCUGCGACCCCGACACCUACGCCGAGCCCGGCUCGGGGUCCUGCAAACCUCGCCCCCCCUGCACGGACAAGGAUUUCUUCUAUACCCACACGGCCUGCGACGCCGACGGGGAGACUCAGCUGAUGUACAAGUGGGCAGAGCCCAAGAUCUGCAGCGAGGAGCUGCCGCAGGCCACCCGGCUGCCACCCUCGGGGAUCAAGACCCGGUGCCCCCCCUGCAACCCUGGCUUCGCCAAAGGCAACGGCAGCACCUGCCAGCCCUGUCCCUAUGGCUUCUAUUCCAACGGCUCCGCCUGCCUCAGCUGCCCAGAGGGCACUGAGCCAGCGCUGGGCUUCGAGUACAAGUGGUGGAACGUGCUGCCCCCCAACAUGGAGACCACCGUGCUCAGUGGCAUCAACUUCGAGUACAAGGGCAUUGCAGGCUGGGAGGUAGCUGGGGACUACAUUUACACGGCACCUGGAGCCUCUGACAGCGAUUUCAUGAUCCUCACACUGGUGGUCCCUGGCUUCAGCCCUCCAAGCCCAGUGCUGGAGGACACAGAGAGCAGAGAGGUGGGCAGGAUCACCUUUGUUUUCGAGACACUGUGCAGCGUUGGCUGUGAACUCUACUUUAUGGUGGGUGUCAACUCACGCACCAACACUCCCGUGGAGACAUGGACAGGCUCCACAGGGAAACAAUCCUACACCUACCUGGUAGAGAAGAACGCGACCAUGAGCUUCACCUGGGCCUUCCAGCGCACCCCCUACCACGAGGCGGGCCGGCGGUUCACCAACGAUGUGGCCAAGCUGUACAGCAUCAACGUCACCAACGUGCAGGGGGGGGUGGCCUCCUUCUGCCGCCGCUGUGCCCCCCAGCCCACUGGGUCCUGUGCCCCAUGUUCCCCUGGCAGUGCUGUGGACCCUAGCUCGGGCACCUGCCAGCCCUGCCCACCUGGCACCUACCUGCAGGGUCACCCCUCCGAUGGGACACCCACCUGCCACCCCUGUGGCCCUGGCACAUGCAGCAACCAGCUGCGGUCGCUAUGCUACAACAACUGCAGCCUGGCACUGGCACUGCCAGGCCGGAUGCUGCACUUUGAGUUCCCGUCCCUGGGCAUGGGUGCCGGGGUGGGCACCGGACCCAGCUUCACCCCCAAGGGGCUGCCCUACAGCCACCACUUCCGCCUUAGCCUCUGCGGACACCAGGGCAGGAAGAUGGCCUCAUGUGCUGACAAUGUGACGGCAGGUCGGGGGGGCCCUGCCCGUGUGGUCACCUCUUACGUGUGCCAGGCCAUCCUGGUGCCCCCUGACGUCACCGGUGCCCGUGCAGCUGUGUCUUCUCAGCCCAUUAGCCUGGGUGACCACCUGCUGGGUGUCACCACCAGCUCUGUGCUGGACAGCAUCGUGUCUCCCCCAGAGCUCUUCCCCCCCGGCCACCCUGACCUGCCUGACAUCAUCUUCUUCUUCAGGUCCAACGACAUGACACAGCCCUGCAGUGGUGGCCGGGCCACCACCAUCCGCCUGCGCUGUGAUCCCCUGCACCUUGGCACUGGCACCUUGGCUGUCCCCAGCAAAUGCCCCGAGGGCACCUGCGACGGCUGCACCUUCCAUUUCCUAUGGGUGACGGCCGAGGGAUGUCCCCGCUGCUCCAGCUCCCACCACCGCCCCAUCGUCAGCGCCUGUAUCGGCGGCGUUCAGAAAACCACCUACGUGUGGCGGGAGCCCCGGCUGUGCCACGGCGGGGACGCCCUGCCGCCGCAGGUGAUCCAGGCGUGCCGCAGCGUGGACUUUUGGCUAAAAGUGGGAAUUUCCACUGGGACGUGCGUGGCCGUCUUGCUGGCCGCGCUCGCCGCUUAUUUCUGGAAAAAGACUCAAAAGUUGGAAUACAAAUAUUCCAAGCUGGUGAUGGACGCGGCGGCCCGGGAGAGCGACGCGACAUCGCCCGACAGCUGCGCCAUCAUGGAGGGGGAAGACGCGGAGGACGAGCUGCUCUUUGCCACCGAAAUGUCACUUUUUGGAAAACUUAAAGCCCUGACGGCCAAGUUUCCCCACCACAGGAGGGCUGCGUGCCUCAAUUUCCCCACCCCACAGCGGAUGCCGGAUGGAUUCGACUCGGUCCCGCUCAAGACCUCAUCCAGCAGCACCAAUCAGGAGCUGUAAUAGCACGGGGGUCACCUUCGCAUCCCCCAGUCCUCCCAGGAGCUGUGAGAGGGCAGAGGGGCACCCACGGAUACCCCGCCCCCGGGCAGCUGUGAAGGGAAGGGGGGGUACUCACGGCGCACCCCCCGCCCCUCCAGCGUGGCCUUAGGAACCCGCUUCGGACCGGAGCUUCGUUACGGCUUUUGUAUGUGUGUGCCCCCUCCCCAUGUCCUCCAUCCCGAGCACCUAAAAAUGCCAAAUACAGGAGUGGGGUUUGUAUAA
Oenanthe melanoleuca is the source of this 5313-nucleotide messenger RNA. It is a transcript of the gene ELAPOR1, whose product is annotated as endosome-lysosome associated apoptosis and autophagy regulator 1. The transcript has 22 exons. The record is from RefSeq and is a predicted model, not a curated record. NCBI's taxonomy places the organism in Eukaryota, Metazoa, Chordata, Aves, Passeriformes, Muscicapidae. Gene Ontology annotation, cellular component: trans-Golgi network; late endosome; extracellular exosome. Gene Ontology annotation, biological process: positive regulation of vacuole organization; autophagosome assembly. Bases 1549 to 5052 code for a protein of 1167 amino acids.